Molecule: messenger RNA, 1283 nt
Organism: Sinocyclocheilus anshuiensis
Lineage: Eukaryota; Metazoa; Chordata; Actinopteri; Cypriniformes; Cyprinidae
Product: gastrula zinc finger protein XlCGF49.1-like
Exons: 3
Coding region: 307-1134 (275 amino acids)
Biological process (GO): regulation of transcription by RNA polymerase II
Cellular component (GO): nucleus
Molecular function (GO): DNA-binding transcription factor activity, RNA polymerase II-specific; RNA polymerase II transcription regulatory region sequence-specific DNA binding
Source: RefSeq, a predicted model, not a curated record
AUUUACGUUGGUUGCCAGCCGCCGUUAAAAACGAAGAAGAAGAAGAAGAAGAAGAAAUAUAUGUGUAUUUUUAGUCUGUAAUGUGUUGCAACUUGUGAGAGAUGUUCCCGAUUUACAGAGUUUGACAUGAACCACCCUGAUAGAAGAGUAUCAGACAAUGAUCAGUGAAGCCCCUCCCACAACAAUUCACCUAUAAAUACUGGAGAAUAUUCACAUCAUCCUACAAGAGAAGAACAAGCUCCAAGGUGCAGCAGCUGAAAUCUGUGACUUUUAAAGACAGAGUUUGUUAAAGAGGAGAUUGAAGACAUGAGUGAUACAGAACCAUCCAGAAUAAAACAUGAAGAUACUGAGGAACAAACAGACUGGAUGGAGAUGAAAGAGCAAAGACAAGAACUGAACGAAGAGGAGGAGAAACGUGACUUCAACACUCAAAAAACACAAACCAAACCGCUGCACACCUGCUCACAGUGCGAAAAGAGUUUCAAGUGCAAAGGAUACCUUAAAAAGCACAUGAUAGUCCACACUGGAGAGAAAUCGUACACAUGUGCUCAGUGUGGAAAGAGUUAUUCGCGACUGGACACUUAUAAACGGCAUCAGAAAAAACACAAUGGAGAGAAACGGUACAACCUCCGUGUAAAACGUAAAAAAAAGACUUUCACAAAUACAGGUAGUCUCAAAAAUCAUCUGCACGUUCAUGCUAGAAAAAAGUCGUAUAACUGUGAUCAGUGUGGUAAAGAUUUAAAUUCAUUGUCGGGUCUCAGUCGACACAUGAAGUUGCAUAGAAAUGAGAGGCCUUAUUGCUGCUCUUACUGUGGAAAGAGUUUUACACAGCUGAGCAAUUGUAAACAGCACCAGAAAAUACACACCGGCAAGAGAGAUCAUGUGUGUCGUGAGUGUGGAAAGAGCUUUAUUACAGCUGGUGAUUUAAAAAGGCACUUAAAAAUUCAUACUGGAGAAAAACCUCACAAGUGCUCAUAUUGUGACAAGAGUUUCAUUCGGCCUGAACACUUGAGAAUACACGAGCGAGUUCAUAGUGGAGAGAAGCCGUAUUACUGUACUCAGUGUGGAGAGAGUUUCCAACGUUUCCGUGGUCUGGUGAUUCAUAUGGAAAAACAUUGUUCUGCGUCACAGUGAGCAAAUGUUAUCUACAGAUUGAAUGCUUUUAAAAAACAAUUUAAAAAAUAUGAGAUUCAGAUAAAGCAAACAUGAAGAGUGUCAUUACAUUUUAUUUUUUAAUGGAUGGAUAUGUAUGUUUUUUCCUUUGAAUGUAUGGGUUCUGUAUA